AUGUUCUUUUCUUCCAAAACUGCGAUCACCAAAGCCAUUACUUUAUUAAGUAGUAAUGAUAUUUUAAUUAAUAGAACUUUAUUGCCUUUGCCUUCAAAGAUUGCAACAGAUUGCGAAGAUUCUGAAACUCGACGAUUAUCAGUUAGACCUCAACAUUUAUCUCAUGCAGAGAAAUCAGAUAUUGUAGUACUCGGUGGAGCAUUAUUAUCAGAUCAUGGAGAAAAUAAUAAAAUGAUUGGAAGUGUAAUUCUUUAUGAAGCAGAAUCUGAAGAACAAGUUAGAAAGGAAGUUGAACAAGAUCCAUAUGUAAUUAAUAAUGUUUGGGAAAGUUAUCAAAUUGUUCCAUUUAAAGUCAUUUCCGAUUCAUCAUCUUCAUCAUUAAUGGAAUCCGAUGAUUUUUUAAAUGAAUUUUUAAUUUUGGGAAUGACAGCAGUUGUAGGUCAAGCAUCAAGACAUUUCGAUCCAUUAAUUAUAAAUAGUUUAGAAUUAUGUAAAUCAAUUCUUGAAAUUUAUGAUAAUAUACAAUAUAAUAAAAGGAUAUGUGAUUGUUUAAUAGAUAGAGUGGAAUCAAUUGAAAUGGCUAUAAAAUCUCUUAAACGACAUAAAGAAGAAAAUAAUGAUUAUUUCUUUAAUCAAAAUACUUAUAAUGACUUUCAUAAAUUAAUUUAUAUAUUAGAAAGGAUUCAAUCUUUUAUGACAGAUAUUUCUCAACUUCAUGGAUUAAGAAAAUUUAUUGAUAUUCAAAUGAUUGAAAAUCAAUUUUGGGAAAUUGUUAAUGAUUUUGAUGAAUUGGUUUGGAAUUUACGUUUAAGAAUGACUUAUUCUAAAGAUGAUCAAAAAAUAAGGGAUAGUAACGCUAUAAAAGAUGAUAUUAUAAUAAUGACAAAGUUUUUGAAUACUGUGAAAAGUGGAAUUACUACAAAUGAUGGGGAUAUAAUUACUUCAAACAUUCCACAAAUUCGAAAUAUCUUUGAAGAAAUAAUCUUAAAGAAAAAUCACGUUACUGAAUUCAGUAAAUCUACUAAAUAUAAAACAAAUACCAUACCUUUCGAUUUAAUCAAAGAAAUUAAAGAUAAUAAUGAACAAUCUCAUGAUCUUUCGAGAGGACAUAAUAUUCAAAAAAAGUUUUACGAUAAGGGCUGUGUGGCUUGUAAAUAUUUUGAUGACGAACAAACCGGAAGAUUUCAUAAUGAAUUAUCUAUGUUAAAUAGUCUUAAUCAAUCUGAUAAUAUAAUUCGAUUUCAUGGACUUUCCAAGUUAGAAGAAGGUCAAGUUUUGGUUUUUGAUUGGGCCGAAAGAGGUGAUUUACAAACUUUAUAUGAAAAUUUUGAUAUAGAUUGGUCCGUGAGAUUAAAAAUUGCUGUAGGAAUUGGUCGGGGAUUAUUAUUUUUACAUGGAUGUCAGAUUCUUCAUAGAGAACUUCGAUGUCAAAAUGUUGUGAUUACAAAAGAUCUUGAACCAAAAAUAGCAAACUUUAAUUUUGGUCGACCUGCAAAAUAUAGUAGAUAUUUUGUAGAAAAUAUUACAGCUGUAGUACAUUGGUUGGCUCCGGAAAAAUUAAGAUUAGGAAAUAAAAUAAAAUUCUCUCAUAAAUGUGAUAUUUUCAGUUUUGGAAUGCUUUUAUGGGAGAUUUGUUUAGAAAGAAUUCCAUAUAAAGAUUGGAGUUAUACAAAUAUUAUUGACCAUGUUAAAGCUGGAAAGAGAGAAAGUAUGGAUUUGGAGAAUCCAACUCAAAUACAAAGACAAUUUCAAAAAAUUAUUAGAGCUGCAUGGCAAGACGAUCCAACUCUUCGCCCAGGUCUUCAUGAAUUAUUCAUUCAAUUAGAAGAAUUAUAUCUAAAAUCUCUAAUUGAAAAUAAAAACACUGCCAAUAAUGAUAAUAAUAUUAGUGAUCAUGAAUCUCUUAAGAGAAAGGUGAAAAAAGAAAAAAUUGAUAAAUCCGAUAUUGAAUCAUCAAUUUCCCCCACAUCGCCAUCAUCGACAAUAGAUAAAAAUAAUGUAAAAGACAAAGAUUUAGAAUUAAAUUUUCUUCCAAUAGUUCAACCCAUCUUAUUACUUGAAGAAGGAAUAAAAUCACAUAAAUCUGGUGAAAAACGUAUAGCUUGGGAAUGUUUUCAAGCUCACGCGGACCUUGGUAAUAAUUAUGCCAAAUAUUGGCAAGCACAUUAUUUAACUGAAGGUUAUCAUAUACCCAAAGAUGUUAAAAAAGGAACUAAAUAUUUUAAAGAAGCAGCUGAUGCUGAUGUAGCUGAUUCCCAAUUACGUUAUGCAUUUUCACUUUAUCAUGAUCAAAUUAUUCAAGAUACCGAUGCCUUCUUACAUUAUUUAACUUUGGCAGCUGAAAAUGGUAAUGCAACUGCUCAAUUUAAUUUAGGUAGAAUGUAUUAUGCUGGAAUGGUAGGAUUAAGUAAAGAUAGAGAAAAAGGGUUACAAUAUUUAAAGAUGGCUGCUUUGAAGAAUCAACCGAGGGCAAUCCAAUUUUUGUCUAAUGCUAAAGUCGAUAGAUUUUAA
This is a messenger RNA of Diversispora eburnea, 2511 nucleotides long. The record is from the annotation of a GenBank genome assembly. Lineage: Eukaryota; Fungi; Glomeromycota; Glomeromycetes; Diversisporales; Diversisporaceae.